Eucalyptus grandis is the source of this 2353-nucleotide messenger RNA. RefSeq lists its product as uncharacterized. Bases 203 to 2071 code for a protein of 622 amino acids. NCBI's taxonomy places the organism in Eukaryota, Viridiplantae, Streptophyta, Magnoliopsida, Myrtales, Myrtaceae. Gene Ontology annotation, cellular component: nucleus. Gene Ontology annotation, molecular function: zinc ion binding. The record is from RefSeq and is a predicted model, not a curated record. The transcript has 8 exons.
ACGUCUCGAGCUGGAAGCUCCGCAGCUGCGGAGCCCCCCCGCCCUGCCCUCGGCACUCGUCUUCGUCUCGCGUCUCGACUCUUCGAGCUCCAUGCGUUAGCCAGCGAGCGACAAUCGCUCCCUGCAAAGCAUCAGUUGGAGAUCGUCGAAUGAUCCUGUAACUACAGAGAGAAGAGAAAGGAAGGGUGAGAGAAUCGUUGGGAUGGCGCAGGAUUCAGAGAAGAGGUUUCACUCGAUCAUGGACAAGCUGUUCCAGUCUCCUCCGACCCCGUCUUCCAGUUCGCCUGGUUUGCAAUUGUCGAGGGGAAGGAAGCGUCCGAAUCCGGCUUCUGCAUUAGCAUUGGUGGAUCCCAAAUCGGGAGUCAAUGCGGAAAACGAGGUUCAGAUUUCGCGGCCUCCGGCUGGAUCAUCCCAAGCUCCGGAAUGCAGACCGUGGGAUCGUGGUGACCUCAUGAGGAGAUUAUCCACGUUCAAGUCUAUGACAUGGUUCGCCAAACCUAAGGCUGUGUGUGCUGUAAAUUGUGCUAGAAGAGGCUGGGUCAACGUUGAUAUGGAUACUAUAGCAUGUGAAGCAUGUGGAGCACGAGUACUUUUUUCAACACCAUCAUCUUGGUCACGGGAGCAAGUUGAGAAGGCAGCUCUGGUAUUCAGCUUAAAGUUGGACAAUGGGCAUAACUUACUCUGCCCAUGGAUUGACAAUGCCUGUGAUGAAUCUCUGGCUCAGUUUCCUCCCACAUCACCUCCAGUUCUGGUUAAUCAAUUUAAGCAACGUUAUAGUUCUCUUGUACAAUUAUUGGCCCUUCCCAUCAUAUCGUCCACUGCUAUUAAAUCAAUGACAAGCCCUCAACUGGAAAAUUUUGUUCGAGAUUUUUCUAUGUUGAAGUGUGGUAAUGUGUCUCCUGGCUUGUCUUUGGCAAAAUGCACUGGAGAUGGAUGUGAUCAGGAGUCUGCUAUCCUGUAUUAUCAGGCAAUAAAACUCAUAAGUUUAUGUGGCUGGGAGCCUCGCUCAUUGCCAUACACGGUUGUUGGCAAGGACACCAAUAUUUCGGAUUCAUCAUGUAGAAUCUCCAAUAAAGAGAGCACACUUAUCUGUAUUGAUUCUGUAGGGAACAAUAAUACUGCAGGGGCAAUUGGAAACAAUAGGGAUUCAAAGGACUCAUUAUCCGAUCCCCACUCUGUGGUUCUGGAAUGCAAGCUAUGUGGUGCCACCGUAGGAUUGUGGGCUUUCUCCACAGUACCUCGACCUUUGGAGAUAUUAAGACUGGUUGGGUUUACAGAACUUGAUGAGGGGAUGAAUUCCAGUACCCAUGAGCCGUCAAACUUAAACUUGAGUAUUGCAGGGGGUCCACCUCCAACACAGCAGAACUUUAAAGCUACAAUUUCUUUUCCUGUAAUUGGCAGGAAUAUUAUUGCUCGGUUGUCUUCUGAUUCUGAUCUUAGAAGUCACCUAUAUUCUGUUCGAACUGAGAACCAGUUGCAUUUGGAGAGCACAACUUUGUGUGAGAAAAAUAAAGAAAGUGCAGAAGAAACUGAUAGGUGUACAAGUAAUAAGCAGCCUCCUUUGAAUCCUGAAAUUACUGUAACAGGUGGAAUUGAUGCCCAAGGAACGUCGGAAUCAGUUACUUUGUGCGGUCAAGAAGUUCCAUUGGUUGCCCAUGCUGAGGACCAUGGAGAAGAACAGACAUGCUCGAAAGUGCAAACUCACUUUUCCACCGAAUCUAGUUGCCAGGAAGGGCAUGGAGAUGAUAAUGAAAACAGAGUUCAUGCAAAGAAAGGAGUAGUAGCCUCCACUGAAGAAAAGAUUAACAAGCACCAAUCACUGGAUGAAGGCAUGCAGUUUGAUCCGCUCAGACAGCAUAGACAUUUUUGUCCAUGGAUUUCAACAACUGGUGGUGCUAUGCCGGGAUGGCAACACACUCUAUCCGCCUUACACCGUGAAAUGGAUGGUUCUGAUUCUGUAACUACAAGAUCUCCUUCAUCGGAUUCCUUUAUUAAGGUGGAUGACCCAGUCACCUCAGUGAGGAGGCUUUUCACAUCAAAACGAAUGAAGUCUACUCAUGGUUCAAGCUAAAGUCCUGAGCAUUGGCAGAUCAAAUGGUGAGGACGGAGUGCUGUCAAUCCAUGGGUUAAUUUCGCAAAGCAUCAGCAGGUCACUCCAGAAAGAUUCUUCUCAUUUCUUAUGCAUGCACAAAAUUGGAGGUGCUGCUCUUGGCAAACAUAGAUGAAACGCUGGCUGAAUGUCCUUUCUUGGUCUAGCCCAAAGUCAAAUUGAGUGCUCGUCUUUACCUUAACCUAUUUUUUGUGCUUUCAAAUUUUUCGGCUAUUUAAAUAGCAAAGAAAGUGUUCUUAUACA